CAUUGCUAUCACCCCUUAUCCCCUUCCCCUAGUCACGUUCUCUCCCCUCUCCUUCCUCCUGACACACCCACCCACCUCCCUCGACUUCGAUCUAGAUCGGGAAGCCCCGGCCGCAUAUUCCCCCGCCGCCCAUGCCUCACCCCCCCUCUCGUCGCCGCCGCCAGCCUCCGCUGCCGCCUACUCCUCUCCUCGCCGCUCGCCUCCUCCCGCACCCGCUGCUUCCUCCCCCGCGCCAUGGAGUCCUCCUCCUCCACCGCCGCCGCCGCUGCGGAGCACGCAGGUGGCGCGGCGGCGGGGGAGUACGAGGAGGUGCUGGCCCGGCUCUCCUCGCUCAUCACGCAGAAGGUGCGCGCGGACACCGGCAACCGCGGCAACCAGUGGGACCUCAUGGGCCGCUACCUCCAGAUUCUGGAGCUGGAGGAGCCCAUCGCGCGGAUGAAGGUCAUCCAUGUCGCCGGCACCAAAGGUCAUCCAUGUCGCGCGGCCCGAUCGGGAAGCUCCGAUUCGUCUGCCCACCAGUCAGGUACGCCCUCUCCGCUCCGCCCCGAUUCACCCCUUGCAUCAGUACGACGAUGCCCUAGGAGCAAGGGAGCUCAAGGCAGAACCAGGGCUCUUGCCCGUGGAUCCUUCCGCACCCCCAGUCCCGAUCCCGUGGAUGGCGUAGAAAUCCCUCUGCCCGUCUGCCGUAGCCGAGCUCCACGGUUGGUCGCUUGGUAUUUUUGAAGGGGGGGAUGAAGGUUUCAGUUGAUAGAUGAUUUAUUUCUGGUCUUAUGAUCCAAUUGCAACAAGUGCCGUAGACAGUUAAUUGAUGAUCCUCAUCCUAUGUAGCUCGCACUCCAUAGCAGGGAAGGGGGAAGUAAAUUCAACUGAGUCCAGCACCUGAAAUCGUGUAUCUACCACUACCAGGUUUCAUUUUGGCAGAUGUGAAUAAUAUAAAAUCCAUGAAAUUCAGUCCAAGAAUCUGGUCCUGUUCUGCACAGAGUGCAGACACUAAGCAGCCACGGAAGAAUUCCAUGUGCUAUUAUGACUAUAUAUACACCAAAUCUUGUAACCUCUGGAUAGUGCAGCUUAGUUUUAGUACGUCGGCUGCAUCAGACUUCCAGUAAGCACUGCCACGAUAAAUGAAUUGCGUUGUGUGUCUUUGAAAUACUUGUGCGGAGCGAUGCAUAUAGGUUUUUCCGUUUCAAGCUACAUGUGUUGCAUUGAAAGGGAGCUCUCUUUCCUGCACGCAGCUCAGGCAAAACAAAUAAACAACGGAGUUAAGCAGGGUCUACACUGUUGCGUUUGUUUCUUAAAAAAUUACCUGAGAUAUCUCACACAUAUCUGUAGAGAAUAGUUUUGCAACAGCAGUCUUCUUAUUUCCAACGGUUUUAGCUUGAAUGGAUCUCCCUCUGUCUCUGUUUCUGGGAUCAGUACAUCAUUGUCACUCCCUGGCAAGUCCCAGCACCAGGUAGACAGGCCUUUUGAGAGAGACAGGUGUGAUUGUUCAGGCCCGAUGUUCUAGUGCUUGCUAGAGUGCUUUGUAUGGCCAAAGGAUGCCUCAGUAGGCCGUCUUGUGAUGUACAGGCAGUAUCUGGUUCAGAUGGGGAAGCUACUCCCGGUAACCCCUAUUUUUCCUUCUUGCUGUGGCAGAAAUCAUCAAUAGCCGCAAAGCUACUGAAUGCCAGACUGUAUAAGCACCAGAGGGGACUCAGAUUGUGGUAUAACACAAAUCUCUACAUCUUCAAACUGUCCCCGUAAUGCCCAGUUCGAAAUCGUACAUACUGUAUUUUCAAGUGGUGCCCACAUGUAGUAACAUUAUUUUCACAUCUGUGCCC
Triticum aestivum (bread wheat) is the source of this 1817-nucleotide messenger RNA. Its product is annotated as folylpolyglutamate synthase. Gene Ontology annotation, molecular function: ATP binding; tetrahydrofolylpolyglutamate synthase activity. Gene Ontology annotation, biological process: tetrahydrofolylpolyglutamate biosynthetic process. The record is from RefSeq and is a predicted model, not a curated record. The transcript has 3 exons. The coding region runs from base 235 to 723 and encodes 162 amino acids. Gene Ontology annotation, cellular component: cytosol; cytoplasm; mitochondrion. Lineage: Eukaryota; Viridiplantae; Streptophyta; Magnoliopsida; Poales; Poaceae.